This is a messenger RNA of Rotaria sordida, 318 nucleotides long. NCBI's taxonomy places the organism in Eukaryota, Metazoa, Rotifera, Eurotatoria, Philodinida, Philodinidae. The record is from the annotation of a GenBank genome assembly.
AUGGCGGUAUCAUUGCUAAUUGCCUGGGUUGUUGUCUGUUUAUGCAUUAUUCGUGGUGUUCAAUCAUCUGGCAAAGUUGCAUAUUUUACUGCUAUUUUUCCCUAUGUGGUUCUUCUUGUGCUUAUCAUUUACACUGCAACACUCGAAGGAGCAGUCGAUGGUAUAAAAUUCUAUAUUAUUCCAAGAUGGGAACUCGUCGGUAAUUUUAAGUCUGCCAUUUACGUGUCCUGGUGGUAUCUAUCUAUUCGAAUUCCUUCAAGAGUAUACAGCCAAUUUAUCGCUACUUGUCAUCGGCUUCAUCGAAGUGAUCGUUAUUAG